GAUUUCCUUUUUUUUGGGCAACUUGAGGGUUCAGGGAGCCGCAAGCUUCGGCCGCGGAAUCGCCAUGCGCGCGGCGCCCUAUGAGCGGGUGCCGGUGAAUCAGCUGGCCAAGACCAAGCUCUGCGCCCACUUUCUGAACGGCCGGUGCUUGAAGGGCCAGGACUGCAACUACGCCCACGGCGCACAGGAGCUCAGCGGAGAAGGUCUCGGUCUCGGCGGUCAGCUUUGGAAGACCAAGAUGUGCACCCACUUCCUGCAGGGCCAUUGCAAAAAGGGCUUGGACUGCAACUUCGCCCACAGCCAGAACGAGCUCGCUCCCCACGCGGACUUUUCCUUUGGAGGAAAUGUGGGUGGCAUGGUGAAAGGAGCGUCGCAGCUUCCAAAGGAGGCCUUGGCCAAGACCAAGCUGUGCACUCACUUCCUGUCGUCGGGCGCCUGCUCGAAGGGCACCUACUGCAACUUCGCCCACAGCGCGUUGGAGCUCCGCGGCUCGGCGCCGGUGCCUCCAACGCCGACGCCGGUGAAGUCGCAGAAGCUGCCUGCGGCCUUCGCGCCGAUGCGAAAGGGGGGGAAAGGAGUCCCCCGGGUGGUUCCCUCGAUGGGCACAGAGUACCAGCCGGUUGCCGUCUUGGCCAAGACCAAGCUGUGCGCCCACUUCGAAAGUGGCAACUGCAAGAAGGGCGAGGGCUGCAAUUAUGCGCACGGGGCUGCCGAGCUGAAAGCCGCGUGACAUUGGAGGGAACCCACGGGUCUUUGACCCCAGGCGAAAUCCAUUUCGCACCACUUGGAAACCAGGGG
This is a messenger RNA of Effrenium voratum, 798 nucleotides long. Lineage: Eukaryota; Dinophyceae; Suessiales; Symbiodiniaceae. The record is from the annotation of a GenBank genome assembly.